AUGUGGUGCUUUAUUUGGGACAUAAGAGAGUUGAAAGAGUCAGUUUCGAAAUCUUAUCUCGAUCAGCUCAGUGAGUUGUGCCGAUCUUUGGAGGCUAAAGAGAAGGAACUAGCAGGUUUAAAUAGAAUUUCUGCUGAACAAAAACAUGGCAUUGAAGACCUUAAUGAAAGACUUAGUGCAUCUGUGCAGUCCGGUGAUGAAGCUAAUGAAAUAAUUAAUAGACAUAAGAAAGCGAAGGUCCAUUUUCUAGUCAAAGUUCACCUGGGUUCUUGUGGGAAGGGUGGGAAUGCUUAUCUGGCUGAGGCUGAGGAGGAAAUAAAACGAAUAUCAGAUGCUGCAUUGAGACGAGAGAAAGAGCAGCAAGAUGUUAUAAAUAAGCUUCAGGAAGCAGAGAAGGAUAUAUGUUCAUUAGUGGAAACUUUGAGGUCCAAAUUGUUCGCCAACUGGAGGCUCAAAUUCGAAAGAAGCAGCGUGCUUUUGCCAGCAAUAGAAAAGUAUACUUGCUUCCUGUUGCCUGCUUUGAGAAUCUACUAUCUAAACUGUUAUUUAUGGCUUGUCGAUCUAUCUACAUGA
This is a messenger RNA of Fraxinus pennsylvanica, 573 nucleotides long. NCBI's taxonomy places the organism in Eukaryota, Viridiplantae, Streptophyta, Magnoliopsida, Lamiales, Oleaceae. The record is from the annotation of a GenBank genome assembly.